AGGUUAACGGGGAGGGGAAGUGGGGAAGGUGUAGGAAAGGCUGAAGGACAGGGGCGAGGGCCCUGGGAGCCACAGACCUACCUCCCAGCUCAAGACAGCCAUUUUGCCUGCACUCUGCUCUCUGCCACUACUCUGUCCCGUUCCCUGGGAUCCCCACUCCCCUUCCAUCUGCCUGUUCAGGCCAGCUCUCCUCUGGAUUCCAGCCUCUGGUCCUUGGUCUCUCCCUCUUUCCCCAGGCCUUGUCCUUGUCCCUCUUCCUCCACAUUCUUUCUCCACCUUCCUCUUUGCAGAACCUCUCUUUUGUCCAUCCAUCCCCCUCCCUUUCUGACUUCCCUUUGGAGAGCUCAGCGUGGCCCAGGCCCGAGGGGAGAUGUGGGAGGCUUGCUUCCUGAUCUUGCUCCUGCAACAGCAGUGGGUGACUCCAGAGGAGGUUCCAGGGUCUGGGGCAGAGGUCCCGGUGGUUUGGGCCCAGGAGGGGGCUCCUGCCCAGCUCCCCUGCAGUCCCACAAUCCCCCUCCAGGAUCUCAGCCUUCUGCGAACAGGAGGGGUCACUUGGCACCAUCUACCAGACAGUGGACAGCUGGCUCUCGCCCCCAGCCUCUCUCCAGCCCCCGGCCCCAGACCCGUGGGGCGUGCCCCGCGGGGGUCGGGGCCCCACCGCUAUGUGGUGCUGAGGUUGACUCCGGGGGGCCUGCGCCUCGGGAGGCCGCCGCUGCAGCCCCGCGUGCAGCUGGAAGAGCGCAGCCUCCAGCGCGGGGACUUCUCACUGUGGCUGCGCCCGGCCCGACGCACCGACGCCGGCGAGUACAGCGCCGCGGUGCAGCUCCGGGACCGCGCUCUCGCCUGCCGCCUCCGUCUGCGCGUGGGCCAGGCCUCGAUGAUUGCCAGCCCCCCAGGGUCUCUCAGGACCUCCGACUGGCUCAUCUUGAACUGCUCCUUCAGCCGUCCUGAUCUCCCAGCCUCCGUGCACUGGUUCCGGGACAGAGUUCCUGUCCAGGAGUCCCCCCAUCACCACUUAGCUGGGAGCUUCCUCUUCCUGCCCCAAGUCAGCCCCUCUGAUUCUGGGCCAUGGGGCUGCAUCCUCACCUACAGAGAUGGCUUCAAUGUCUCCAUCACGUACAACCUCACUGUUCUGGGUCUGGAGCCCCCAGUCCCUCUGACUGUAUAUGCUGGAGCAGGUUCCACGGUGGAGCUACCCUGCCGCCUACCUCCUGGUGUGGAGACCCAGUCUCCCCUUACUGCCAAAUGGUCCCUUCCUGGGGGAGGCCCCGACCUCCUGGUGGCUGGAGACAAUGGCAACUUUGUCCUUCAGCUAGAGUCUGUGAGCCAGGCCCAGGCAGGGACCUACACCUGCCACAUCCAUCUGCAGGGGCAGCAGCUCAGUGCCACUGUCACUUUGGCAGUCAUCACAGUGACUUCCAAAUCCUUUGGUUUACCUGGCAACCUGAGAAAACUGCUUUGUGAGGUGACUCCAUCAUCUGGACAGGAGCACUUUGUGUGGAGCCCUCUGGACAAGCAGUCUUUGAGGAGUUCCCCAGGACCCUGGCUGGAGAUGCAGGAGGCCAGACUCCUUUCCCAACCCUGGCAGUGCCAGCUGUACCAGGGGGAAAGGCUUCUGGGAACAGCAGUAUACCUCACUGAGCUUCCUGGCACAGGUGCCCGACGCUCUGGGAGAGCCCCAGGUGCCCUGAAAAUAGGUCAUCUCCCUAUCUUUCUCAUUCUUGGCUUCCUCUUUUUGUUCCUUUCGGUGGCUGGAGCCUUUGGCUUUCACCUUUGGAGAAGACAGUGGCGAACCAGAAGAUUCUCGGCCUUAGAGCAUGGGAGUCACCCACCUCAGGCUCAGAGCAAGAUAGGGGAGCUGGUGCAAGAACCAGAGCUGGAGCCGGAUCCUGAAGUGGAGCCGGAGCCGGAGCCGGAGCCAGAGCAGCCCUAACCUGGAGCUGAGGCAGCUGGUGUGUCUCCACAGCUCAGUCCAAAUAAACUCCCUGUCAGCAGCAA
Molecule: messenger RNA, 1998 nt
Organism: Manis javanica (Malayan pangolin)
Lineage: Eukaryota; Metazoa; Chordata; Mammalia; Pholidota; Manidae
Gene: LAG3
Product: lymphocyte activating 3
Molecular function (GO): transmembrane signaling receptor activity; MHC class II protein binding
Source: RefSeq, a predicted model, not a curated record